Molecule: messenger RNA, 1044 nt
Organism: Serpula lacrymans var. lacrymans S7.9
Lineage: Eukaryota; Fungi; Basidiomycota; Agaricomycetes; Boletales; Serpulaceae
Exons: 6
Coding region: 1-1044 (347 amino acids)
Biological process (GO): G protein-coupled receptor signaling pathway
Cellular component (GO): membrane
Molecular function (GO): mating-type factor pheromone receptor activity
Source: RefSeq, a predicted model, not a curated record
AUGGCCUCAGUAAUCGAUUCAUCGUUUACCAUCUCAAAGAGCGUGGUGUCCACUAAUCACGUUUUUUCUGCUUUUGCACUCAUCGGCUUCGUUCUACUCAGUGUCCUUCUGCCGCUCCAUAUAAAAGCAAGAAAUAUCGGUACAUGCGCACUCGUUAUAUGGAUAGGCUUGCUUUGCUUGAAUGGAUUCGUAAACUCAAUCGUAUGGAACCAUAAUGUCACCGAUUGGGCACCUGUGUGGUGUGAUAUAUCUUCUCGUUUGGUGAUUGGCGGGAGAAUUGGUGUGCAGUUAGCGUGCUUGUGCAUUGCUCGUCAUUUGUACCUAGUAACAAGAAACAUAAACACUAGCCAGCUUAGUCAAGUCAGGCCUUGGAGAGCCAUUGUAUGUGACUUUCUUUUGGUUAUAGGAGUUCCAACAUUGUUCAUGGUCAUAUCCUAUAUUGUUCAAGUUUUGCGCUUUGUCAUUUACGAGGAGAUAGGCUGCUAUUUUGCGUUAGACAACACGCAGCCCAGUUACCCGUUGCGGUUGAUAUGGCCGUUCUUAGUGUCCCUUAAUGUUGUUGUCUACUUAGGCGUUACUAUCCGCACAUUGAUACAGCGGAGAGCCGGAUUCACAAAACUCAUCCAACAUGAUGAACACUUUUUCCAACUGUUGACACUGGCCGUUGUGAUAGUCACUUGCACAUUUCCGUACAGUCUAUGGGUAAUUGUAGCGGAUGCAACUGGAACUGGAAAUCCAGUUUCUCCCUGGUCUGGGUGGGAUAAUCUACAUGGCGAUAUCCCACAUGUUGUCAAAGUUCCAGCUGUUGAGUGGCAAGCGACAAUACCUGUGCAGGUGGCUGCUUUACAGUUCGAGCGAUGGGUUCAUGUGAUGUACGCCAUCAUGGCCUUUUCUUUUUUUGGUUUCACAACAGAAGCAAAGAAGAGCUACCGUGCUGUAUUGGGCUUCCUUACUAGCUCCUUCGGUACUUUGGCGAUCUACAUAGGUCGAAGUAAGGAGUGCGUAUCACGUUUCUCGUUUUCCUGCCAAUUCCACUGGUCGUGA